ACGAGAGCGGAUGGGACUAAGGGAGUAGGUACGUACUACGCAUAGACCUUAUAAGGUCUAUGGUACUACGUUUUGAGGAUGUCAAAGCUAAAUGCUAUUCUGCAGCCUAAAAUAACUACUACCAUUCAAAAAGUAGAAUAUUAGAAUAUUUAUUCAAAAUAAAAUAUAAAUAAGAAAUUGAAAUAGAAUUCAUUCUGUUACUAUGAAUUAAAAUCUAUAAAGGUAUUUCAUAAAUCGUUAUCGAAUAUCUAAUAUAAUUAAUUGUACUAUUUUAAUGGUGUCCAUCAGUGGUGACUGGCAAACCUUGUCACUGCGAUCAGCAUAAUAGGUGGCCGCAGAAAUUUUUCUAGGAGAGGGCAAUGUUAGGAUUUGUUAUAUAAUAAAUAGUAAUUUAUCUUUAAACAUUCAAUUUAAAAUAUAUUCUUGAAAAGCCAAGGGGAGGUAAAUGCUCCAGCUUGCCCCCCUUCCAGGUGCCUAUGGCGAUCAGUACUUAUAAUAUUGCAAAAAGUAAUUUUUAUUUAAGUCUAAAGUUGACUGAAAAAAUGUUUGGCAACAAAUGUCAAUAUGUAAAUUGUGGCAAGUCGAAGAAAUUGUAUCCAAAUUUACGAUUUUAUUGUUUUCCAAACAACAAGAGCAGAGAAAUGUGGAUAAUAAAUUCAGGAAACACAAGUUUAUUUACAAUUGAACCAGAAAAACUUCCUAAUAGGUACAUUUGUGAAGGGCAUUUCCCUCCUGAUAGCUUUAAAAACUUUUCUAUUAAACAGCGUUUAAUAAGUACUGCUGUCUCAUAUAAUUGUAUUGAUAAUUUUGAGAAAAAACCAUGUACAUCUUCAAACUUUGAUAAAAAUCACAAAUCCGGACUAGAAUAAACUUAAUAUCUAACAAUAUAGAAACUAUAUUAUCCUUUUUAGGAACAAUAAACAUUAUAUUUUAUAAUUGUUUUUUUUUUUUUAAUUAAGAUUCAAUAUAAAUGUACAUAAUUGUUUUUGUAUAAAUUGUUAUUAUUUUUGUUUGUUUUUUAAACUUAGUACUUUAUUCCUAAUCUAAUCCAAUAAUUUCUUUAAUUUUAGAUUCUGAAUAAAGCAAAAAAUAUAUUUGUUAAAAUUAUCUUACGUAAUA
Molecule: messenger RNA, 1119 nt
Organism: Aphis gossypii (cotton aphid)
Lineage: Eukaryota; Metazoa; Arthropoda; Insecta; Hemiptera; Aphididae
Exons: 2
Coding region: 477-869 (130 amino acids)
Source: RefSeq, a predicted model, not a curated record